Endocarpon pusillum Z07020 is the source of this 945-nucleotide messenger RNA. RefSeq lists its product as uncharacterized. Bases 1 to 945 code for a protein of 314 amino acids. Gene Ontology annotation, biological process: RNA processing. The record is from RefSeq and is a predicted model, not a curated record. Lineage: Eukaryota; Fungi; Ascomycota; Eurotiomycetes; Verrucariales; Verrucariaceae. The transcript has a single exon.
AUGCCUAAAGACAAAGAGCGGUCUGUGAACCCUGCGCAACAACAGCGCAAAUUGGACAAGGCCAAAGCUCUCAAGAAGGGCAAAGCCGAACUUCAAGCCCGUAGGAAUGAAAAGCUGGCGCGGCGGAACCCGGAUCGCCUCCAACGACAGGUCGACGAGCUCAAGGCGCUGGAGGAGUCGGGCAGCAUAAGGCCAAGGGAAAAACAGAUACUGGAGGGGCUGGAGAAGGAUUUGAGGGCUGUGAGAAAGGCAAGAGAGGCGCUUGGCGAGAAAGCGCCUCAAUAUGGCAAUCAAUCUGGUCCAGAGCGGAGAGAUGGUGGAGACGGCCGAGGUAAGGAUGGAACGCUAGGAAAGAGAAAAUGGAAUGGAGAGCGGAAGCAGUACUGGGUGAAGGGUCAGGAACAGAGCUCUGGAAGUGAAACAGAUGAGAGCGUUCGAAGAAUACCAAUGCCGAAGGAUACACCACCUCCGAUUCCAUAUCGCCGGGAUAAUCGUCAUGGUACCAGUGCAAAUGCAGAGCCAUUAGCAGGCAAUCGAAGCGGCGAAAGACAGUCGAAUGAUAGUUCCCCAGUUCCAAUCGCGGUGCAACCAAAGACGACGUAUGAAAGUGCACCACAGAUUCGAGAUUUGCGGAAGGAGGCCAUCGGAAGGUUUGUACCGAACGUAGUACGGAAGAAACAAGAUGCGAUCAAAGGCUCUGGGAUGCUCGUGGAACCAGAAGAGCUUGACAAGUUGGAGAGGGAGGGAUACAUUGGGCAGAAAGUUAAACAGAACCCCGAGGUUGUUCCUCAGCAGCCAUCGAGCCUACCAUCAACCGCUCCCAUUGACGCCAUUACGAACGUGGACAGUGAAGCUGAGGCACAACGCCUAGCACAAGAAGAAGAACGCUUCCGAAACGAAAUGAGACAGGUGGAGAUAGAGGAGGUUGAAGACGAGGAUAUAUGA